AUGUCUCACCUCGCCCCCAGCUCGGACUUCAAGAGCGCUCUGGACAGCAGUCCCGGGGCCAACGCUGAGGAUGAAAAAACUGAGGAGGACGUGCCCAGGCCCAAGAACUACCUGUGGCUCUCCAUCGUCUCGUGUUUCUGCCCCGCGUACCCCAUCAACAUCGUGGCUUUAGCCUUCUCGGUUAUGGCCCUCCACAGCUACAACGACGGAGAUUUUGAAGGGGCCAGGCGGCUCGGGCGGAACGCCAAGUGGGUGGCCGUCGCCUCCAUCAUCAUUGGCCUUCUCAUCAUCGCCAUCACUUGUGCGGUUCACUUCACAAAGCAGUGGCUGCCGGCUCAUGGCGGCCCACCGGUGCUCUCCAUUGAGUAUGGCUGUGUCUCGCACCACGCAGCCGCAGUCGUGCUGUCUGUCUGUCUGUCCCACACAGGGCUUGAGGAGCUGCCGUCAUUGUCGGCCGUGAGCGCGGAGGAUGGACCUCACCUGCACACACCUCCAGAGUUUCUGAGCAGCGAACCCUUGACUUCAGACCUUGAGGUCUUUUCCUCCAGGACUCUCCAGAGGCAGGUCCCUGGCAACUGA
This is a messenger RNA of Orycteropus afer afer, 579 nucleotides long. RefSeq names its product transmembrane protein 233 (gene TMEM233). The record is from RefSeq and is a predicted model, not a curated record. Gene Ontology annotation, cellular component: membrane. Bases 1 to 579 code for a protein of 192 amino acids. Lineage: Eukaryota; Metazoa; Chordata; Mammalia; Tubulidentata; Orycteropodidae. The transcript is spliced from 3 exons.